Ochotona curzoniae (black-lipped pika) is the source of this 1335-nucleotide messenger RNA. It is a transcript of the gene PRRG2, whose product is annotated as proline rich and Gla domain 2. The record is from RefSeq and is a predicted model, not a curated record. The coding region runs from base 148 to 753 and encodes 201 amino acids. NCBI's taxonomy places the organism in Eukaryota, Metazoa, Chordata, Mammalia, Lagomorpha, Ochotonidae. Gene Ontology annotation, molecular function: calcium ion binding. Gene Ontology annotation, cellular component: extracellular region. The transcript has 6 exons.
UCAGGGCAUAGAAGAUACGAGCCGUUCUCCCCCUGCCCAGCCAGGCACCUUGACUGUCCUCACAACCUGACUCUGAGCAUGCCUCGGUCUCCUCAUUUUUAGAACAACAUCCUAACAGCAGAUCCAGCUUCCACGGGUCCACUAAAGAUGCCAGGCCACCCCUCCCUGCUGUUGCUGUAUGUGGGCUUGGCCUCCUGCCUGGAUCCUUCAUCCAGGAUGCAGCAAGGCCAAGAAGUGUUCCUGGGCCCUCCAGAAGCCCGGAGUUUCCUGGGCAGCCGUAGGCGGGUGCCGAGAGCCAAUCGUUGGGACCUGGAACUGUUCACGCCAGGGAACUUGGAGCGGGAGUGCAACGAGGAGCAGUGCUCCUGGGAGGAGGCCAGGGAGUGCUUUGAGGAUGACGCUCUGACGAAGAAGUUCUGGGAGAGUUACCCCUACAAUGGCAAAGGAGGGCGCAGACACAUCGAUGUGGCUGGCCUGGCUGUGGGUCUCACCUGCGGCAUCCUGUUCAUCGUGCUGACCGGCCUCGGAGCCUUCUGGUACCUGCACUACCAUCGGAGCCGAAGGCAGCAGUCCUGUCCCCAAGAAGCCGGGCUUAUGAGCCCUCUCACUACUCUGAGCCACCUGGACACUCCGACGACGUCCCCGCCUCCACUCCCACCCCCGGGCCUCCCCACCUACGAGCAGGCCCUGGCGGCCUCGGGGGUCCAUGAUGCACCUCCGCCCCCUUACUCCAGCCUAAAAAGGCCUCACUGAAGAGCGGCUGGAGCCUCGGCUUCUCCAACUGUGCCCACCCCCAUCGAUGCACACUGAAUUCCGGAAGCCCACCCCCACCCCCUGGGCCUCCUGGACACAGCAGAGGAGCUGGGUGGGUGGUAGGUGUAGGGGUCAUCUGACCCGAGGCCUAGCUUGCCACUUGGUUGCAAGUAUGCCCCCCCCUCCCCGCAACAGCGUGCUCCCGCGUACUGGCCGGGGCAGGGCCCCACGCCCCCCUGGCUGCGGGGCUGGUGAUGGGACCCUACUCCGAGCUCGGCCGGUGGCAGCUGGCUGUGCAGCUCCCUAGGGUUCCGACCCUCGCCCCCCGCCAGGGUCCGUGGGGGUCCGCGGUGGUCCGCGCACUCGUGUCUUCACGCACAGGGGUGCUUUGCAAUCCUGGGAACGAAUAUGCGUGUGGGGGAGCGUAUGCAGGAGCGCCCUCGAUGGGGGCAGGUUCACCUUACACCCAGGGCACUGGCAUGACCUGUUCUCUUCAAUAAUAAACCCUGUUGGAACAAGACCCCGAAAAGCUGAAACAAUGCAAAGAAAUUGUAACAAUAAAAAUCGAAUGAUUGCAACGCA